GAAGUUCCGCGUGGCUGCCUGCUGACGCUGACGGAGGCGAGGUUUAGUUAACUUCAUCUUGUAAAUGGCAAGUGCUAAAUACCAAAAGCUUUGACACGGAAGAAAAUGAAGAGAAACCUAAAUGAAAGUUCAGCCCGAAGUACAGCAGGCUGUUUGCCUGUGCCAUUGUUCAAUCAGAAAAAGAGGAACAGACAGCCAUUAACUUGUAAUCCACUUCAGAAUGAUCCAGGUGUCAGUACUGUUUCGGACAGUUAUGGUUCCCCUUCUUUUCCAACAGAUUGGGCAUGGGAAGCUGUGAAUCCAGAGGUGGCUCCUUUAAAGAAAACAGUGAAUACAGGGCAAAUACCAGCUUCUGCUUCUUAUCCCCGGAGAAGUCAAGAUUCUGUGUCUAAAUCUAUUCAGUCAAAUGCUGAGAGAAGCCAAAGUACCUGGGGUUACAGAGGCAACAACAGAAACACUAGCUCGAGAACUUGGGAUUUCCGACCUCAGCAUAAAACUGUAAGCCCUGCGGCAAACAGUGAGUUCAGUUCUUGUCCAGUGAAUUUGGGAGCUCAACAACAAAAACAGUUCCAAACAUCUGAAUUUCCUAACUUACCUGGACAUAAAGAAGCCGAAGUACCCCGACAAACAUGUUUAUCAAAGCUGCCUGGCUCUACAAUGAAAGGCCCAGACAGAGCCAGUGCACUGCAGGCAUUUAAACCAAGUUUUCAACAAAAUCCACUUAGGAAAACAGUGUUGGGAGAUAUUCCAAGAGAAAAUUCUCUGAAGGAAGGUACUUUGCAUCAGUUAAAGGAAAAAGAUAAUUCUUUAAGAAUUAUUUCUGCAGUUAUUGAAAGCAUGAAGUAUUGGCGAGCACAAGUGCAGAAAACUGUACUUCUUUUUGAAAUAUUGGCUGUCCUGGAUUCAGCUGUCACGCCUGGCCCACAUUAUUCAAAGACUUUUCUUAUGAGAGAUGGGAAAAAUAUUCUUCCAUGUGUAUUUUAUGAAAUUGAUCGUGAACUUCCAAGACUGAUUAGAGGCCGAGUUCACAGAUGUGUUGGACACUAUGACCCAGACAAGAACAUUUUCAAGUGUGUUUCUGUCAGACCAGCAUCUGCUUCUGAACAGAAGACUUUCCAAGCAUUUGUUACAAUUGCAGAUGCUGAGAUGAAGUAUCAUACUAAAGUAAUGAAUGAAAUGUAAAUAGUGAUGAAGGGAAUUACACAGUAUGAGCAGGAGCAUUUGCUGUUAUUACUUUACCACUUGCAUGGUUUUAUCACUUUUGUUUUUGUAUUUCACUU
Molecule: messenger RNA, 1280 nt
Organism: Mus pahari (shrew mouse)
Lineage: Eukaryota; Metazoa; Chordata; Mammalia; Rodentia; Muridae
Gene: Spata22
Product: spermatogenesis associated 22
Exons: 9
Coding region: 106-1182 (358 amino acids)
Biological process (GO): homologous chromosome pairing at meiosis; regulation of meiotic cell cycle; gamete generation
Source: RefSeq, a predicted model, not a curated record